GCGAACGACAAAAACAACGUUGAAUAUAUGCUGGGCGUCUCGGCAUGCAGCGAGGGCGAGCGCCGCGUGAGGACCAGGCGCUGCGACUAUUCAAACAAAAUGUGCAGCAGCUUAUGUCAGAGUUCAGGCGCCAGCUUGCCAGUCCACACACAGCCGAUUACACCCAAGUUGUGCAGCACCUUAAUAAGCUAAAUGGUGACCUGAACACAUGGCGGGGGCUCCCGGAGCAUCGCGAGGUCCGGUACCUCCCCGCCAUCGACCAUGUCCUCAGCAGCGACGUUUGGACUUUGCUGCUCAAAUGGAUGGUGUGGAGCUCGGAGCAGCUGUAUGCGUCGGGCGCAAUCGCAGAUGCAGUAACGGCGCUGUGGGGCGGCCCCGUCGUCGCGGGCAACCUGGCCGAGCCGAGAGGUCGCAGCAGCACCCAUCCAGUUUGCUCGGGCGCUAUCAACGAACCCAUAGUGGCGCACAGAUGCGUUGCGGUGCUGGUCUACUGCUGCUUGCAGCCAGCCUCGAAUCUCUUGGAUGGGGCGAAAACCAGCGACUCAGCACCAGCGGCAGCACUGCCACCCCGGAUCGAGUCGGAGUGCCGCUGCAUGCGGGCCCUGGUCAGGUCUCAAGCCCUGCUGCAAUGCCACGCUCGACUGGCGGCGCAGGCGGCGGACGCGGCCGCCGCCUGCUCCCGGGGGCAGGCCGGGUCGGGCGCCACCGGCGGCGACGGCGGCCACGAUAGCGCAGGCGACGGCGACGGCGGCGGCGCCGCCGGCAGCAGCAACAGCGGCAGGUCUGCUGGUGGCAACAGCCAUGGUGAUGACAGAGGCGGCGCCGCGGCCGGCGGAACUGAGGGCGCGGGCCGCAGUACCCGCAACAGCCGCAGUCAGUACAGUCACCUCCCCGCAGGCGCCAACAGGGCCACGACACUUGCCGCCGACACUGCGCGGAUCCUUGUCUUCGUGGGCUCUAGCCUUGACAGCAUGGCGGGGUUUGCCAGCGAGUUGCUGCGGCGGCAGUGGCUGCAGGCCUGCAGCCAGCGGGGGGCUGCCGGUUCUGCAGGCGCAGCGGAGGGCCCUGGUGCCGGCGCCGAGGGAGCGCGCUGUGGCAGUGGCGGCGGGGGCAGCAGCGCAAUCGGCAGCGGUACGGCAGGCGGCGGCGGCGGCGGCGGCGGCAGCGAGGUGUCGCUUGCGCGGCAGCUGCUGGCGGAGGUUGGGCGCAGCGGUUAUAUGGAUCAGCUCGCACGGUUCAUUGUGCACACAGCGGAGGUGGACGGCCGCUGGCGGCUAGCGCAGCAACAGCGGCAACAGCAGCAGCAGGUCGGCGGCGGCAGCGACAACGGCGGUGCAGCAGCGGCUGCCGCUGACGCAGCUGUUGCCUGCAGCGCAGACAUUGUCAUGAGCACAAUCUCCACGCUCUGCAAUUUCAUGGGAGAUGUGAUACUCCUUUGGACGCGUUGCAAGACGGCAGCUGGAGCUCUCGAUGGUGGAGGUAGAGGCAGCAAUGCUGCUGCGGGCCCACAGCCGCCACCGCGCCUGCCCCAAGUGCCCUGGGGCGCUUGUCUACAAACCUACGCAUUGAGCCAGGUGGUGGUGAGUUUGGCGGCGGCUGGCUUUGGCGGCGGCGAGCGGGGCGUGUGGGGGCUGCCGGCGGAGCUGGCGGCGGGGCUGCCGAUUCUGAGGAGAGAUGCAGCCUUGUCCGCAAACCAGCAGCACAGAACCGGCUUGAGAUCGCAGGUUCGCGAGUUAGGUUGUGACGAGGUGCGGCACCUCCAGCCCGGCCCCUUCAGGCUGCUGCACUACGCGGUCACGGUUGGGGACCUGCUGCCUGCAAGCACCGCCGUGCGCUGCGAAGACAGCAACAGUGGCGCCGGCUUCGCGUGGCCGCACCAUGAGCAGCAACAGGAAGAGGUGGAGCCGGGUGCGCCGCCGCCGCCUCGGCGCUGGUCCUUCCCGCUGUCGCCACGAGCCACGGCGGCGGUGCUGCUGAGGUCGGUGGACCUUGCGCUGGCCUCUCUGGACCUCGCCCUAGAGCCGAAGGGCGCAGGCGCGGCGGCAGGCGCGGCGGCAGGCGCGGCAGGCGUAGCGGCAGGCGCGGCAGGCGCGGCGGGCGCAGCCGCAGGCGCCGCACCUGCAGCUGCUGCAGGUGGCAGCAGCAGCGGCCGUGCCGUCGGUGCCGCAAGUGCUGCUCUGGCGGCUGGAGGCAGCGGCAUUCAAGGGGGUGCCGCCAGCAGUGGCCAUGGCGCCGGCGCAGGCAGCAGUAGCCGGCGGUCGAGCGGUGCGCCUGCAGCAGUUGCAGCAGUAGCACCUGCAGCAGCUGCAGCAGUAGCACCUGCAGCAGCUGCAGCCGCAGGCGCACGCCGGCAGCCGUCCGGCGGCGCCGUGCUGCGGUUCAACGGCUCGGGGGCAUGGGAGGUUGCGAGGCUGAUGCUGGGAGCCGCCCGGGGGGCGCUGCUGCCGCGCCGGCAUGCAGAGGUGCUGGUGGAUGCUGAGGCAGCAGGACGCUCCGGUGGCACUGGUGGCGGCGGCGGUGCUGAACGCGCCGGUGCCAGCGGUCGGGCUGCGCCUGCUCGCUUCCAUGUGGGUGCGGGCGGGGCGGGCACAAGCGUACCUGCGGCACACGGUGGCGGCGGCGGCUGCCGCGUGUGCGGCCCGCGGCUUGAGUUGGCAUAUUGGCGCGCGGCGGCUGCGGUGCUGCGGCGCACCAGCUUCGGCGUGCGCGCAGAGCCGACAUCAGCCGCCGGCAGUCGCGAGGAGCACAAGCGGGCGUUGAUGAUGGUGGAGGAAUGCUUUUACCUAGACGUCGCCACGCCAGAAGGCUCGCCUCUGCCGCGGCGCGCGCCGCGCGGCCUGGCAGCAGCAUUGGACGCUGGUGUCCUUGCGGCGUUCGAAUCGGCGCUCCGCACCGCACGCGACCCCUACUUUGGAUGCGACUUGAUCCAGGCGUUCUUCCACCUUCCACUCGAAGAGCAUCGCCUGGGCCUGCGCUGGCCGCUGUUCCAGCAGCUGCUGGCGUUCGCGCCGCCGGCCCAGACGGCGACGCUCAUCACCAGCAUCGGCAAGCGGCUGCACGCCGCGCUGGACGCGGGUGCGUCAGCGACGGCAGCAGCCGCAGCAAUGGCGCCGUCUGUGCAGGGUGGUGGCGAGGUAGAGCCGCCGCGGGGGAUGGCGAUAGACGUGCUGCUGGCGUUUGUGACGCUCACGCCCACGAAGAGCCUUGCGGGCGCUCUGGGCUGCGACGCCAGUGGCGAUGACGGCCGCGGUGGUGACGGGUGCAGCGGCAACGACGACGCUCCCGCACCUGCUCCGCCGCCAGCGCCACAUCCGCACGCGCGGCGGGUGCGGCUGCUGUUCUCGCACGUGCUGCACCGCUGGCUGCCGGCGCUGUCGCGCGCCCUGCGACGGCCGGAGACGCUGAACAAGGCGUUCGUGAUGGCAAUCAUUAUGCCCCACACCAUGUGCUGGCUCCAGCAGGCCCUCCUGUCGCUGCUGCGGCUUGAGGCCAAGGCCGCGCCAUGCGCCAGUGCCAGUGCCAGUGCCAGUGCCAGCGUUAGCACCCGCGCUGAUACCACCAGCGGCCAUGGUGCCAGCGGCGACAGCACCAGCGGCGACAUCAUUUCAGCGGCUGCUUCCGCCACCGCCGCCGCCACCGCGGCAGCUUCCGCCGCGGCCGCCACCGCUGCGGCUACAGUUACAGCUACCGCAAGGGCCGUUGCGGCUACUGCCGCCGCCGCCAGCUGGCGGCAACUGCUGUUGCACGACAUUGAGCUGGUGCCGCUGCUGGAAACAGGGCUGCGGCUGCUGGCCGUAACGCGCCUGGGAUACCCGUUGGCUGACGAUUCAGCCUUCCUCGUAUGCGGCGUGCUGAGCGCGCUGACCCUCGCCGCGCCGGACGCACUGGCGCCGGUGCUGCUGCGGGAUGCAGGGUCGCCGCCCGCACCGGGCCUGGCCCCCAACGACUCACCCUGGCACCCUGACUGGCUCCGGGCGGUGGUUCUCAGGCACCGGCCGGCCGAUGCCGCUUUGCACCGGCUGCUGCGCGACCUGGAGUCCUUGAGGCGCGACGCUGCAGUGGCGGCGGCGGGAGCAGCGGCAGCGGGGCUAGGUGGCGGCGGCGGUGGCGCGGCGCUGCACAGCACGUUCCUCGGUGGGCCGGUUGCCCGGGCCGAUGCGGUGUUCUAUGCGGAAAGGGCGUACCCCUGGGCGCCGCUGUCGCCUUACGAUGCGGCAAUGGAAGCCGCCGCUCUGGCGGCGGAGGAGGCGACGGCAACGGCACCGGUAGCGGCCUGUGGCAGCGUGGGUGGUGCGGGUGUGCAGGAGGCGCCGCCGCCCGCGCACGCACUGCGCUGCUGCGCCAACCCGCGCUGUGUGAACCUGGGAGGAGAGAGUGAGGCAGAUCUGCCGCUGCAGGCCUGUGGCGGCUGUGGGCUUUUGCGGUACUGCGGCCGCGCCUGCCAGGCAGCGCACUGGCGCGCGGGGCACAAGGAGGCGUGCUGCAUUCUCAAACGCUCCCAUCCUGUGCAACCAUGAAAGGUGGCUAGGACAGAUGUGGUCAAUGUAUGCGACAAUUAGGUUCACAGGGUUGUGGGGUAGACGGGAAGCUGACUGCGGUAUCAGUGCUGCAGUAUGUACACUAUCAAUUGUCCGUGCCGUGAAGGACGCUUCGAUCGCUUGACAACCUUGUACAUGCGCGUGUGAUGACUAUGGACCCGCCCAGUGUAUGUGAGGGCGUGAGGGAGCGACGGAGGGCGUGAGGGUUCACUAGCGGUUGACGUCUUGGCUGUUCGUGCUUGGGCGGCUCAGGUGGGGUUUGGGUUGGUUGCGCCGACUCUAUGUUGCAUGCGCUGGUCCAUUUCCACGAGACCCCCAACCUAACACGUGGUAGCCUGGUGACUGUAGGUGCGGUGGUGUGGGAGACACGCCCCAAGAUCCAGGCGGGAUGAGAGGCACGGCAAUGACGUCGUUAAACCACCAACACGCCA
Messenger RNA from Chlamydomonas reinhardtii, 4969 nucleotides. RefSeq lists its product as uncharacterized. The transcript is spliced from 3 exons. The coding region runs from base 45 to 4517 and encodes 1490 amino acids. The record is from RefSeq and is a predicted model, not a curated record. NCBI's taxonomy places the organism in Eukaryota, Viridiplantae, Chlorophyta, Chlorophyceae, Chlamydomonadales, Chlamydomonadaceae.